AUGAAGGUUAAGUUUUUUUGUUGUUCUAAGGAUCGAGAAGUGGUUGUCGAGACAGCGGUGACUCAGGAUGAACUAGGGUUGAGUGUGGACGAUCAUGAGGAUAACUCCAAGCAGGCAUUCUCACUUUUCGUCGAUGAUCUAAAGAAACGCACCGACGGAUUCAAGGAUUGCAGAUAUGCCGUCUUCGAUUUCAAAUUCAUUUGUUCGCGUGUCGGCGCGGGCAAUACGAAAAUGGACAAAAUUAUUUUCUUACAAAUUUGUCCGGACGGUGCAUCGAUCAAAAAGAAGAUGGUAUACGCUUCGUCUGCAUCAGCCAUCAAGGCUUCUCUUGGAACCGAAAAAAUCUUGCAGUUUCAGGUGUCCGAUGAAUCGGAGAUGUCCCAUAAAGAGUUGCUGAUGAAGUUGACGGAUAAAUAUGGCGAUCACUAA
This is a messenger RNA of Anisakis simplex (herring worm), 429 nucleotides long. The record is from the annotation of a GenBank genome assembly. Lineage: Eukaryota; Metazoa; Nematoda; Chromadorea; Rhabditida; Anisakidae.